UCGUAAUGCCCGAGAUCUUAUUUUGUCUCUCUCCCGUUCGUUUCCUCUUUAGCAUUUUUUAUUAAUAAAUUCUCUUUUCAAGUAUCAAUCUUGUUUCUCCUCAUCAAACACAGAUAAUAAAAACAUAAAAGAAGAAAAUCAACUACUCUUUCUCCCCCAAAGCUGCCCAUUUUUCUCUCUCCAAUUUUUAUUUUUUCCCCUCAAAACUUUUCAAGAAAGAUGCUUGGAGUGAACUCAUGCUCAUGUGUAAGGAUGCUGCAAGUAUAGAUCUUCUUCAUCUUUUUCCAUUGAAAAAAAAAAAUGGAUUAUGGGUUUGCGUGCCAUAAGAAAAGCUCCAAUCUUGAUGGGUCUUUUCUGGUUUCAAACGAGCCCAAAGACGAAAAGGGCCAUGGAUCUGGACAUCUGAAGCACCAAAGAUCUGAUCUUGCUGAGGAUAACAACAACAAUGGUAAUAACAUGUGGAGGCUGUCUGAGAUGCCUAGGCCUGGGGAAGUUGAUUUCUCUUCGAGGAAAGCUGCUGAGAGCCUAAUUAGUACUCCGUUUGGGAGAUCCAUUCUUUGGCCGCCGGUGGACGACGCCGACGGCGGGAAAAUGCUCUCAUUUGCGUCGGAGGAGCCUCAUUGCAGCGGCGGUUCGGGCCGGAGUAUAGCGUUUUCUAUCUACCAGGAUGAGCAUCACAGUAGAGCGGGAGGGUUCGGGCUGAUUGGGGGUGGCCGUGGACCCUUUGCAAAGCUGAAAGGACCCUUUACCCCUUCUCAAUGGAUGGAACUCGAACAUCAGGCUUUGAUCUAUAAGCACAUUGUAGCAAAUGUGCCUGUUCCUUCCAAUUUACUCGUUCCCCUCAAGCGCUCUCUCUAUUCGUACACUUUACCAGCUACUUACGCCCCUAACUUACUGGGGUGGGGCCCGUUCCAUGUAGGUAUCUCCGGGAGCAAUGACCCAGAGCCGGGAAGGUGUAGGAGGACAGAUGGCAAGAAAUGGCGGUGCUCGAGAGAUGCCGUCACUGACCAGAAAUACUGUGAGAGGCACAUUAAUCGAGGUCGUCACCGUUCAAGAAAGCCUGUGGAAGGCCAAACUAAUGGCCACACUCUCUCUCAGCAUCAACCAACAAAUACGCCUAUUUCUGCUGCUGCUUCCACUGACUAUCUCAUUAGCAGGCCGCAAGAAUUUCAAGGACUCUCCUUGAUACCUCCCACGACAACUCUAAAACCCAAACACACACAACAAUUCCCCUUUCAAAAGGAACACCUCACUUUUCAAGAGCCACCCGACUCGAAAUUCGGAGUCGUCAUCUCCUCAAAUUUCAUGGACUGUCCCAAGGUCGACCAAUCCCAGCGCGCCACCUCAGCUCCAUGGCACGAACCUCUCAAACCCGACUGGACCCAGCUGUCAAUGUCCAUCCCCAUGGCCGCCGACCCAGGAUUCCCAUGCUCCCCAGAACGGCCCAAACCCAGCCCAUUAUUCCUGGGGGGCCCACACGAGCUGGACCCAAUAGUCCACAUGGGCCUGGGAGUGGGCCAUGAUCUCGAUAAUCCGGCCCACAAAGAACAACAGCAGCCCAUCGCGUGGGGGAGCCAGCUGGGAGGACCUCUGGGGGAGGUGCUGAGCUGGCAGGUCUCGGGUUCAUCCCCUAAAGGCGUGCUGCAGAAGUCGACUUUUGUCUCGCUCUCAAACAGUAGUUCGACUGAUAAUGGCAGCCUAUGUAAUGAUGUGUUUGGGUCCGCGGUUCUGAGCUCGGCAGCUUCUCAGACUCUCAGGUGAAAUGGAAAACAGGAAAAUGGAUGGGUGUUUGUUUGAGUGGAAGGAACUUUUUUAAUAAAAUCUUUAAGUGUGUGUUUGAUUUAGAUGUUUGUUUGUUUUCAUCCUUGUGAUGUGUUGUUGGACUUGGUUUGUAGUUUGAUUCGUGUACCUGUAACAGUAGUUAAUUUGCGCUUUUAGCUUGACGAAAAUGAUAAGCUCUAUUGGUCAUGUUUGUUUCUUUCUUCAAAAUUUGUGGUGGACAGUGGUCCUAGAUUCAUGAAAUUGAUCAGCGUGG
Striga asiatica is the source of this 2035-nucleotide messenger RNA. The record is from the annotation of a GenBank genome assembly. Lineage: Eukaryota; Viridiplantae; Streptophyta; Magnoliopsida; Lamiales; Orobanchaceae.